This is a messenger RNA of Alternaria triticimaculans, 585 nucleotides long. RefSeq lists its product as uncharacterized. The record is from RefSeq and is a predicted model, not a curated record. Bases 1 to 585 code for a protein of 194 amino acids. Lineage: Eukaryota; Fungi; Ascomycota; Dothideomycetes; Pleosporales; Pleosporaceae. The transcript has 3 exons.
AUGGCAUCCUACGGCAGGCAGACAUGGGACUCCCAUGGAACGAUUCAGUUGCUCAAGGAGAGUGCCAGAAGGCUCCUGGGCGAAGAGAAUGCCAUGACCAAAGGACUAGGCAGAUUCGAGAAGGAAGUGCUCCAGGUGGAGAAGCCACGUUCGGACAGUUUUGGAUGCAUUAAGGCAUCCUGGAACAUGAUAGUCGAAGACUUUACCAUGGCGAUUGGUCUGCCAUUGACCACAGCAUGUGGGCAGUUUACUGACUACUGUCGCAUUCUCAAGGCAGAUCGCAACAGGAACCAAGUCACCAGUACUAAGGCUCGGGAUUCCAUUCACCAGUACAUUGCAGAGCUUUGCAUAGGACCUGCAAAAGCAGCAAUGUCAACGUUCACGAAUGACGAGAUCAAGUCACAAGUUCUGGAACUACCGGUUGAAGCAUUUAUUGGAAGCUUGCAGCUACCCCCAAGCGGUGACGAAGCUGCUCAGAAGAAGCUUCAACGAGUUUUGAUUGAAGCAGCAAAGACCAAGAGAUUAUUGGAGGAUCUAGAGAUCUUCUUCAAGGAGCUGCAAGAUGCUGACGAAUACACUCUUUAG